AAUAAAACUGAUUUAAUGAUCGCGAAGAAAGCUUGAGGGGUGACCCGGCCGGGCGGGUGACCCGGUCGGCAGGGAAUUACGUUAUCUUACAGACGUUGUGGGCAGGUUACGGACACAUCUGCGCAAUUACCGCCCGAGCUACCACCGACGAAGUCGCAGGGCAUCUUAGCAAGCUUUGCGGGGUUGGAUCAGGAGCCGCGGGGACCACUUAUCCUCUGAUCCUGAAGCUCAUCUCACCUCCAAAGAAAAGCGCUGGCUAUGAAGAUAAAGAUGAGGGCCAUCUGCGAAAGAUGCUGAGUUACGAGGUGGAGCAGUUCUUUUACAGUGAGGUGGUUCCGCUGCUGGGCGACGAGAUUGCUGUUGCCAAAUGUCUUGCCUCGACGCGAGGCAUGGACGGCAAGGAAGGCGAGGAGGAACUGCGAGGUCUGAUGGCUACCAUCAUGGUCGAUCUGCGUCCAAGGUUUCCAGUCGCAGGCGAAAAGAGGGGCGAACUGAACCGUACACAAGUGCAUGGGGCGUUAGACUGGCUGGCCGGCUUCCACCGCCGUUCAUGGGAACUGCUGCCAGAUAGUCUUGAUAUUGACAAGUAUGUCUUGCCACCGCUUGAAGAAUCCAGUAGAAGACAGAGCGCAGCCAAGGAUAUUGAGAGCGGGCUGUGGCUCAACGGAGGGUACACGUACCUUGCGACACGACGUAAAGAAUACGCUUCUCUAGCUCAAGAUACAGAGUCGGAGUGGUCAGAAGCCCUGUGCAAGGCUCCGGAAGGCUCCUCAUUAUCUGUCGCUGAGAUGGUUGCUUUAUUUCUCACCCCCUGUGGAAGGUCGAUUGAGUCGUAUAUUCAUGGCGACGUCAAGUCGGAGAAUCUCUUCACAACAACUAAUGGAGACGGGGUGGCAUUCUUUGACUUCCAAUACAUCGGGCUGGGUCUGGGAGUCUGUGACCUCGCUAAACUGUUUACAUGCUCGGUUCCUCUGCAUAUGCUUGUUGAUGCCAACGAGCCUUUGCCCGAGCAGCUGACGAUGCGUGAUGGCGAGAGGCGACUGUUAAAGCGGUACCACACGAUUCUCCUCCGGGAUAAGGAACCAGCCCGGUAUGAAUGGGAAACAUUCAUACGACACUGGGAAACGGCCCUGGUUGACUGGUGCAGAUUCCAGGCUUCCUGGGGCUUUUGGGGAAAUACUGAAUGGCUUGAGGCCCGUGUGAGAUCGAUUUUGAGCGACCCGGAGUGGAGAGAAUGGCUGCAUCAGAACAUCAGCAGUCGGGAUGGUUGAUAUGAGAUUCCAAUCCCAAUAAAGCAAUUGGAGUUUCGAGGGCUUGAGCAGUACAUUUUCACACACUUACUAAAUGGUUAGUGUUCAGCACAGUUCACGGGUCUGCCGAGUUCCAGCUCGCCGUGGUUCGAAUUAGAAUAUAUAUCAAGGUACAUAUAAGCUCGCAAGUAAUUAGAAACGAAUAGAUCAAAUAG
Molecule: messenger RNA, 1465 nt
Organism: Paecilomyces variotii
Lineage: Eukaryota; Fungi; Ascomycota; Eurotiomycetes; Eurotiales; Thermoascaceae
Exons: 1
Coding region: 291-1271 (326 amino acids)
Source: RefSeq, a predicted model, not a curated record